Molecule: messenger RNA, 2042 nt
Organism: Leptonychotes weddellii (Weddell seal)
Lineage: Eukaryota; Metazoa; Chordata; Mammalia; Carnivora; Phocidae
Source: RefSeq, a predicted model, not a curated record
GACUGAGCCACUCAGGCGCCCUACCUUACCGGCCAUUUAAAAAUGAAAACAUUUAAGAUCAAAUGGCAGGACUUCAGGCACUGUGGCAAUCCGAAAAGGUUACCAGAUGAGGGGAAGGGAGACUUUCCUGGGAUGCCUGGCCCAUUAUUCCAGCGGAGGCAACUAGAUCUGGCCCUGGUUCUAGAUUUUCCCUCCCUGUCUUCUAUAAUAUGGAGGAGAGCCAAAGGCAGACCCAGCUCCGGGCUCCAGAGAGGGCAUCCUGGGAGUAGAGGCCUGGAGUAGAGGCCCCUACCUCCUCAACUCAUGGACGAAGCCAGGGCAGGUGCCCCCCCGCCACUUCCACUUCUCUCCCCCAUCCACUCAGCCUUCUCCUGACCUGUUAGCCCUUUUGGUGGCUGUAAAGAUGCCAGGGUGAAUUUAGGUCUUAGGGUGUGGAGGGGAGGGGGUCCUCUGUGUUUACAAGAAGUCCUGACACAUCUAACCACACUCAGCUUUAUCUCCUUGCCUCUGUUUAUGGGAAGAGUGAGGGGAGAUGCCUAAUCCCUGAACUGGUACCCCACCCCACUCCCAGUUGGAGACCCAGUAACCUCCAGAAUGAAAGUCCUAAAGAGAGUGUCCCAGGAAGCUGCUGGGGCAGGAAAGGGACGUGUGUCCAUCUGCACAGGCACCCUCGUCAGACCCCCGCCCGUCAGGGUAAGGGGGCCCCUCAUAGGCCAGAAGGCUGCUCGCGGCCGUGAUCAACAUGUUGUAUGAACAAACUGCAGCAGGAUGUACCCCAACCACCACUUCCUGUUCCUCUGUAGCAGGUUUCCUGUCCCUGCCCUGCUUACCUCCACCCCCAAUCCCUUUGCACUCCCAUAGGGGAAGGAUCCUCGGGGUUGGGGCUUGGGCUUGGAAUAAGGACUCAGAUGGGAUUCAGGAGAUAUGAAUCGAGUUCUGGCUGCCACCAACUUGCUGUGUGAUUUAGAACGAGUCACUUCCCUCUCUGGGCCUCAGUUUGGUCAUUGGCAAAGUAAGGAUGAGAGGGCCCUUGCACCCCCUCUGACGUGUUCUGUGAUUUGCUGCCUCUGCCUGGCCCCCAGCCCUCAACCUUCACCCUGCCCUUAAUUUAAAGCAUGAAGGAGUGGGAUGUGGGCCUGGAAGUUGGGGAGGGGAAGGGGAUGCCCAAAUUGGGAUUGGGCCUCCAGGACCCCGCCCCCCAAAUCUACCCUGGUUUCCACCAACAUUUAGUCAUCUGGCUCCCCUACCCCCUGUCCUUGGUCACCUCCGCCCAGGCUCUGGGAGCCAGAGGAGCCCCCCCCAACCCCAGCAUCGUCACAGGCAACACUGCCUGCUGCAGUCCCCAGGUCUCCCUGCUCCUCCAGGUGGAAUACCUGCUGAAGAAGGUGCUCAGCAGCAUGAGCUUGGAGGUGGGCUUGGGUGAGCUAGAGGAGCUGCUGGCCCAGGAAGCCCAGGCAGCCCAGACCACCGGAGGGCUCAGCGUCUGGCAGUUCCUGGAGCUCUUCAACUCGGGGCGCUGUCUUCGAGGUGUGGGGCGGGACACUCUCAGCAUGGCCAUCCACGAAGUCUACCAGGAGCUCAUCCAAGAUGUCCUGAAGCAGGGCUACCUGUGGAAGCGAGGGCACCUGCGGAGGAACUGGGCAGAACGCUGGUUCCAGCUGCAGCCCAGCUCCCUCUGCUAUUUUGGGAGUGAAGAGUGCAAGGAGAAAAGGGGUACAAUCCCACUGGAUGCACAAUGCUGCGUGGAGGUGAGGGGGACAGGUGAAGGGGUGGAGCACAACUCAGGGCCCAGAGGCUCUCCAGUGUGGUGUAAAGGCAAGAGGCUCGGGAGGAGGGUGAAUGGAGAAAAGCCACAGUGGCAAAUGUCUGCUGAGAUGACUGUAAUCCAAAUAUACCUGGGUGCCUCAAGGCCAUUCUCAUCCAUCCCAGCACUUUAAAAAAAACAAAAACAAAAAACCCAAACUGCAAAUCAAAUACUAAAGCCAUUGGUGAGUAAUGUGGAUUUUGCUAAGGAUUUUAGAGGAGAUGGCUUAUGCCUCACA